CCCUCCGGUGUUUCACCCACGGAUCCAUCUCCGAUUACGCGCGCAAAUCGCCGUUUCAUCCCUUUGACGGAUCGCCCACGGAGUAGCCAGAAAAACCGUUUUCGUCUUCCGCACUUUCAGUCGAACUGUGGACCGUUCUGUAGCGGCGUUUUCCAAACUUUCGCUUGAAAAUACGAUUUAUUUAAAAAGGUUAUUUAGAAAGUUCUUCCAAAAUCAAGUUUUAUUAUUGGUCGAUCUCUGCCGAGUGAUACAGUUUGACACCUUUAAAAUAAUACUCGCGCCGUGGAAUCGAUUUCUUGUCGGAAGAAAAGAAAAGUAUACUUAAAAUUGUGGUCAUAAAGUUGCGAUUUAGUUUAAAUUCUCUAAUUAGUUGUGUCAGUGCGAAUUUCAAUCAAGAUUUUUGACUCCGACCGGAAUUCUUAACUCGGAUGGAAUUUCAAUUACAGUGCUAAAAAACUUCGACGAACAAGUUCUAAAAUUCAGUUAAUCAGUUCCGAUCCAAUCGACUAUUUUUAGUGGUGAUCAAUUCGAUUUAUUCAUUCGCGUUGUCUCCAAACGAUUCUCACCACGUGUAAGCCACGGAUAGUUAUUAAUCUAAACUCGACUUGGAGCGUUUCUCGAGUACCUGGUAUCACGGCGUCGAACGAAAUGUCCUCGCGCCAGGGCUGGUAAGCGUCGUAAAAUGCUGAAGAAAGAGAAGAUGAUCGACACGGUCUCCUUGCGCCUGGACCCGGUGAACAAGCAGUUCCAACACAAGAAGAGCGGCAACGGCCGGGGCUUCCUGGAGUGCUACGCCAAGAACGGGCAGCUCCAGGACUUGACGGAGGACGACGACGCUCCGAUGGGACAGGAGCUGCGGCUGGAGGACCUGAGCGGCGGGUGCUGCUCCAAGGGGAGCAAGCAGUACCAGGAGUCCAUGAAGACGAUCAAGAGUGGAGGCGCGUCGUCCGUCUUCACGAUCGAGAGCAUCCUGGCGCCCACGUGCAAGCCCUCGACGACGUGUCUGGACGUCUUCAACGUGCACAACGUUAACGUCAAUGCCACGUCGCGGAUCGGUGCCGGCUCGGGCCUCGCCUCGCCGCCGUUGAUCAGGCACCCCUUCCCGCUCGGACACCUCGCCGCCGCCCUCAACCCCUCCGCAGAUUUCUUCGCGAGGGUAGCUUAUCCAAAUCUAUACCCAGACUUCAUGACACAGGCUGCUAUGGCGAUGGGAGUGCACUCCUCAGGGCCCCCGCCGAAGCGGAAAAGGAGACAUCGGACGAUUUUCACGGAGGAGCAAUUAGAGCAACUGGAAGCCACUUUCGACAAAACCCACUAUCCGGACGUCGUUCUCCGGGAGCAGCUUGCACUCAAAGUCGAUCUCAAAGAAGAAAGAGUGGAAGUCUGGUUCAAGAAUCGUCGUGCUAAGUGGCGGAAACAAAAGCGGGAGGAGCAGGAACGACUGCGGAACUUGCAACACGAGCAAAUGAAGAACCUCAACCGGAGCCUCAAGGUGGAGCCUUCGUCAGAGGUGAGCCACGGUCACAGCGCAAGCACUGUCGUUCACUACCUCCAGCACGCCAAUGACGACGCCUCUUCAGACCUCGAAGUUGCUUGAACUCCCAUCUCAUAGCUUCACUCGAAUCUCCUCGGCCAGAAAUGGAGCAGUUUGCGCUCGUCACAGAAUCGUGUUCCGAUGCUCGAUUCUUGUCUCAGCUAAAAAUAAUAUGAUCUGCCCAAAGAGCAAGUCUCCACGUUCAAUAUGAACCAAGAUCGCGCUUUGAAGAAUUUGGUUUAUGACGUCAUCCACCGCGGUAGUGACACCCUUGGUUUCUUUCACCUUAACUUCAUCAGUCAGGGAGAGGCACAUAUUUACACUGGUUGCUCACCGUGAAACUUGGAUGAAAGCAAGGUGGAAGAAAUCAAGGGUGGCACUACAGCGGAGGAUGACGUAAUGAACCGAAUUUUUUCAAAGCGCGCGCGAUAUCUCGGUCAAUAUUGAACGUAUAAAGCUGCUGUUUGGACGGAUCUUAUUAUUUUUAACCGAUCCACAAGAAUUAAGCUCCAAAACUCGAUGCCAUGAUUUAACUAUUAAGUUAAAAUCAGGAGUAGGAGGGAGAAAAGUUGUCUGACCGAGCGUUGAAGAUCCUUCAUCUUCUUUUUUAAGUCAGAGAGAGAGAGAAAAAAAUAUGAAUCAGCGUAAACUGCGAUGGUGGAACCAUGACUGAUCAUCGAUAAGCUACUUUAGUCUUUCAUUCAAGCGUUUAGCCUGUGGUAUUGACGAAUAAGAAGAAAUUUCUGUUAAUUGCAAGUUUCCGACUCUUCUGAAGUGUGGCACCUCGGAAGCAGAACAUGGUGCAUAGGGUUUGUACGAUGCAACCCCGUUUGUAAGUUGCACUUGCAGUUGACAGAUUUCUAGAAAAAAAACUGUCUACGUAUAGGUUGGGAGUCCUAAUAAAAAUGACACAAAAAUUAAUGCCUAAUAAUCACUAAUACUAUU
Bemisia tabaci is the source of this 2479-nucleotide messenger RNA. It is a transcript of the gene Gsc, whose product is annotated as goosecoid homeobox. Gene Ontology annotation, biological process: regulation of transcription by RNA polymerase II. The record is from RefSeq and is a predicted model, not a curated record. NCBI's taxonomy places the organism in Eukaryota, Metazoa, Arthropoda, Insecta, Hemiptera, Aleyrodidae. Gene Ontology annotation, molecular function: DNA-binding transcription factor activity, RNA polymerase II-specific; RNA polymerase II transcription regulatory region sequence-specific DNA binding.